CUUUUUUCUUAUUUAUUUUUAAUCCAUGUUCAAACGUGCAAGUAGAGAACUAGCGAAACAAAGUAUUGUAUCAGAUGAAUUUAAUCCAGAUUCAGUAGAAGAAACCUUUGUUGGUGUAUCCUCUGAUGAAAGUGAUGAUUCUGAUAUGGAAGUCUAUACAGCAAAACAAGUUAAUAACAUGAAAAAACGUAAAUUACCUUUUAACGACGACAGUAGCGAUUCUGAAGAAGACGAAGAACAAUCUUCUGACGAUAAUGAAGAUGAUGGAACAGAACUUGUUUAUACCUGCAAUAUUUGCUCACACAAACGACUGACAUCUGAAGACCGUGUGGAAGCUCAUUUGAAGUCAAAGGGCCAUAUUCGUCGAGCCAAAGUAGCGGCUAAACAAGAAAAAUUGGAACGAUUGACCCCUGAAAUGAAGGAAAAAAUCAAAGAAAAGAUUGAAAAACGACGGGAAGCAUCUCAUAACCGCAAGAAAGCAAAACGUGUUGCAAAGAAACAAAAAGCUUAUUUGAAGAAGAACCCCGAUACUACUAUUGGAGAUAUGAAGAAUGAUACAUCAGCCAGCAUCAAAUCAGAUCAACUCAAGUCCACAAAGUCAACGUCCAAGGAACCCAAGGAAUCAAAAUCUAAGCAAUCAAAACCCAAAGAAUCAAAGCCAAAUGAAUCAAAAUCCAAGAAAUCAAAGGCAAAUGAAUCAAAGUCCAAGGAAUCAAAGUCCAACACCAAAAAGAUGAACAAGAUCAACAAACAAUAGAUCAUAGACAUAAAAUAUUCAUAAUUCUUAGUUAUAGAAAAUACCAUGCCUCUCAUUUGAACUCUAGUAUUAGUCACAUAUCUUUACACUACAUCAUCAUCAUUUAUCAUACAAUAAAACAAAAAUUACAUCAAGAUUUAGUCCAAAGUAUGGUUAAUUUGUUUCUUAUUUGAAUCAAAAUAGAAAAAAAAAAAAAAAAA
Halteromyces radiatus is the source of this 957-nucleotide messenger RNA. RefSeq lists its product as uncharacterized. NCBI's taxonomy places the organism in Eukaryota, Fungi, Mucoromycota, Mucoromycetes, Mucorales, Cunninghamellaceae. The transcript is spliced from 4 exons. Bases 26 to 757 code for a protein of 243 amino acids. The record is from RefSeq and is a predicted model, not a curated record.